Molecule: messenger RNA, 2560 nt
Organism: Drosophila subobscura
Lineage: Eukaryota; Metazoa; Arthropoda; Insecta; Diptera; Drosophilidae
Gene: nab
Product: NGFI-A-binding protein homolog
Exons: 5
Coding region: 198-2396 (732 amino acids)
Biological process (GO): negative regulation of DNA-templated transcription
Cellular component (GO): nucleus
Molecular function (GO): transcription coregulator activity; transcription factor binding
Source: RefSeq, a predicted model, not a curated record
CCUCGAGCUGAGUGGAUCGCACAGAUCGAAAGAAGAACAAAUACUUGCGAAGCGCGCUCUCGUGUGUUACUGUUGCUCCCACUCUCUCUCUCUCACCCAAGCGAUCCUCGAGAGAAAUUAGUGUAGUUAAAAUUGUAGAUUGUAGUUGAAUCCCGAUCCCUAGUGCAUCCGUUUUUGUGUUCGUCUUUUGGUUUUGCAUGCAUUUCAUUUUGGUUGUUUGUGUUUGUGCCUGGUUCCUGUCUUCUUCCGUUGUGCCACAUCUCGGAAAGGAUAAUCAUUAUCACCAACACACAAGAAUGGAGGCCAAUGUCAAUUCCCCCACCACGCCGACCACAACCUCCACUUCGUCAACGGUGGUGGUGUCCACACCCUCGCCGGCUGCCAGUACGAGCAGCAAGAGUCAGCACAGUCACAGCCUGCCAGCAUCCAGCGGGAGUCUGAGUCUGGCUCCAGCUUCCACCUCCACCUCUGCCACAGCCACAGCCACGCCCACCACCCACGUCACGCAGUCGCAGCUGCUGACCACCAGCCUGGAGGCGGCCAAGCAGGAGGAUCUCUACAACUUGUCACUGGCCAGCGGGCUGUCCGAGGGUCAGCGGUCCCUUUCCGGCGCCCCGUCGGCAUCCUCGAGUCCCAUUCUGAGUCCACAGGGCAAGAUCUUCGGGAGGAAUGCGAAUGGAACAAUGAUCACCACAUCGCGGCCGGGCAACGAGGCGGAGGUGCAGCUGUACCGGGUGCUCCAGCGGGCCAGUCUGCUGGCCUACUACGACACGCUCCUCGAGAUGGGCGGCGACGAUGUGCAGCAGCUGUACGACGCCGGCGAGGAGGAGUUCCUCGAGAUCAUGGCUUUAGUGGGCAUGGCAUCCAAGCCGCUGCAUGUGCGUCGCCUGCAGAAGGCCCUGCACGAGUGGGCCAACAAUCCUGCUCUGUUCCAGGGCGUCCCCAUGCCGCAGCUGGGUAAGCCUGAUCCCAGUCAGCUUCUGGUGUCCAUGUCUAAACGCGUGAUGCUGCUUCCAGGUCUGUGUGAGACGCCGCCCAAGCCAGCGCUCGUCUUCAAUCCGGACACAACGCCUGCCCUGCCACGACAGAAAUUUCCCUCCUUCAAUGCGACAGGCUCCUUCCAACCCUCGCCAGCCCCCGUGCCGGCCAUAGGUCCGGUUGUGUCCGCUGUGACGGCAACAGCGACGGCGGCCACGACUGUCCCCCACCUCCUAUCUCAAAUUAGUUGCACCCCGGUGCCCGUCCUUCCCUCCAUUGUCCCGCCCUCCACAACACCCCUGACCAGCAAUCCCAAUGCCCAGACACAUGCCAAUGCCAAUGCCAGCAGCAUGCCGGGAUCAGCGGCCUGUGUCUCAGUCAGCACUGCCCACCAGGUGUCCUCCAGCUCGCCCCAGCUGACGCCGGUCCUCACCGAGAUGCAAAUCCAGCGCAUCACCAUGUGCGCGGAGAAGAUCGGCCGCCAGCUGCCGCAGCGGGAGCCACGCGCCCAGACCACCCGGAAGCGCACCACCCGCGAGCUGGAGCAGGUGAUAGCCAUGAGCGAGCACGAUCCACGGCGCAUGGACGAGAUCCGUAAGUACUCCGCCAUCUAUGGCCGCUUCGACUGCAAGCGCCGCCCGGAGAAGCCUCUCACGCUGCACGAGGUGUGCGUCAACGAGGCGGCGGCCCAGCUCUGCCGCAAUCCUCAGACCAUCUGGCUGCUCACCCGGCGCGACGAGCUCUUUCCGCUGGCGCGACAGAUAGUCAAGGAUGCAGGAUUUGGCCACUCCGCGAGUAUAGCCCGCUACGGGGGACUGCUCACCCAGCUGCCAGGUGCCCAGGGUGCGGGUGGAGCGCGUGGCUCUGGCUCCGGCUCAGCCUCGGGCUGUGUGCCCAGCGAUGUUGACUGCGAGUCGAGCGAUGCUUCGGUGCAGCCCAAGCGGCAUCGUCUCUCCUCCACGGAGGCGGCACAGCUGCCCAUGGACCUGAACAGGGAAGCGGUGGAGGACUCGCGCUACAAUCUCUUUGCCAUGUACCAGAAGUUCGCCAAGCCGCCAUUCGACCUCACGGAGAUUGCCAAGUUCUCACUGGGCAAGACGGCCGACUUUGAGGACAACGAUUCGCGGUUCUCCUUCAGCAACUCGUCCAGCUCCCCGCCAAUGCCAGCGACCUGCAAUGGUCUGGACGGUGAGCGGUCGCCCGUCUCCCGUCAGAUGGAUGCCUCGUCCCUGCCCUGCGAAUCUGUGGAUCUAAGUGGCUCUGUCUCCGCGCCCUCUACACUGAGCGGCGUCCAGGUCAUCUCAGCUGCGGGGGACAACAUCAUAGCCGUGGCCAAUCCCGCCCUGGCCCUGAGUCCUACGCUGAAUGAAGUUCUGGCCCUGAAGAGGAAUGCGGCUGCCGCCUCCCCGGAAGCCUAGAUGAAAAGAGACGCGAUGCCCCAUGUAGUGCCAGAUUUAGAUAUACAAAUCGUUAUAAUUCAAGUGCAAUUCCAUUAGUUUAGAUUCGUCCAAGAGGAAACUUUGCUUAGGAUGAGUUUUAAGUGAAUGAUUAGUUUGUAAUCUCUGUGAUCUAUACUAAAAUA